AUGGGUAAAUGAAGUAAGGGGGAAGGGGGGUGGAGAAAAAGCAGCAUUUUUCAGGCAGUGAGUAGUUAGGGUCUGGAACUCCUGAGGCAAUAUUUACUGAGACAUUGUCCGUUAUUCGGAUAGAAACGUGGUGCAAGGAUUUGGGGGAAAAUGCAGGAGGUUGGCACCAGGUGAUAGCACCAGUACAGGGGAAGGAGACGGGCCGAAUGGCUUCCUCCCGCCCUAUGAUUCCCUUCAGGGUGGUGUGACCCAACUCAGGAAAAGGUAGGACUUGAACCCAGGUUCUUCUAUCCCAGAGAACAGCUGCCCUACCAACCCCAUCUAGCACACAGUUUUAAGAAAGACUUUAACCGUUUGAAUUCACAGUAGCAAUGGCAACUAAACAGUGUGAAAAGGAGAUGUUGCAGCAAGUAAAUCAACUAUGGAGUCUGCUGGAUGAUAUGUCUGAAAACAGCCCCGAAGCAUAUCAAAAAUUUAUCCAGCAUCACCUAGAAGAGGGAAUGAAGCAGUUCAGUCCACCAGAGGCUUACAUCUGCUUUCAGACAAGAAUAUUGGAAUUGAAUGAGAAGUUACUGUAUGUAAAUCUUUGCACCUGGAGUAGGGUCCCUGCUCCAAAGUCAGAAUCAGAUCCAGUGCCUCUUGAUGGAGGGAGGUUGGAAGAAACUGUAGAGGGCACAGAGAUUUAUUCAGUUACCGAUGUUGCAUACAACCCAGAAGUUCUUAAGAAAGGAAAUGAAGAUCCUGUGGAAAAGGACCAAUUGAUUCGUUUAGCUAUAAAAUAUAUUGAAGAGCAGCAUUGUGUACAACUAUCACACUCUUACACCCUACUGAAAGACAGACUAAAAGGAAGUGAAAAACAGAUGAAGCGACGACUGACAGGAAAGGCUGACCCUAUGCAAACUGCCAAGCAAAUGUCAUCAGGAGAAAGUGGUGUCUCACUGCUUCAGCAACUGGCAAUGCUCAAAUCAGCAGACGAGGAAAAUGAAGAAAAUAAUCCCCCAAUUUGUUUGCCGAGUGAUAUCAAACAUCCUAAGAAACCAGGACUCAUUGAAGAGAUUUCAAGUACAGAAUUUGACAGUGGCAUUAAAGUAGAGACUCCAAAGUAUGAAUUAUUGCUCAUUAAAGAUGAAAACGCAAAGGCAAAAAUAAUUCAAUUGACGGUCGAGCUGCCUGGAGUGUUCUCUGUCAAAGAGUGUGAUCUCAGUGUUUCAAAGGAUGACCUUGUUAUUGAUGUAGCCGAGAAGUACAGACUGCAGCUUGAUCUACCUGAAACUAUUAGUGAAGACACUGUCACUGCAAAAUUCAACAAAAAGUCUCACAUCCUGUCUGUGGAGAUGCCUAUCAAAUAACCAUUAAAUCUCUCAAUGAAAUAUAUACGUUUUACAUUUAAUUAAAACAGAGCAAUACCAAAUUUAA
Rhincodon typus (whale shark) is the source of this 1416-nucleotide messenger RNA. It is a transcript of the gene pih1d2, whose product is annotated as PIH1 domain containing 2. Gene Ontology annotation, cellular component: ribonucleoprotein complex; cytoplasm; R2TP complex. The record is from RefSeq and is a predicted model, not a curated record. Lineage: Eukaryota; Metazoa; Chordata; Chondrichthyes; Orectolobiformes; Rhincodontidae. Gene Ontology annotation, biological process: rRNA processing; box C/D snoRNP assembly. Bases 372 to 1349 code for a protein of 325 amino acids. The transcript has 5 exons.